This is a messenger RNA of Polypterus senegalus (gray bichir), 1352 nucleotides long. It is a transcript of the gene mlnr, whose product is annotated as motilin receptor. Gene Ontology annotation, cellular component: plasma membrane. The coding region runs from base 223 to 1140 and encodes 305 amino acids. Lineage: Eukaryota; Metazoa; Chordata; Cladistia; Polypteriformes; Polypteridae. Gene Ontology annotation, biological process: G protein-coupled receptor signaling pathway. Gene Ontology annotation, molecular function: G protein-coupled peptide receptor activity. The record is from RefSeq and is a predicted model, not a curated record. The transcript has 4 exons.
CCACCCCCACCCCUCCAAAAGGGACGCCUGGUCUCUCUGAGCUUUUGAAAGCGCAGCUCUGUCUUUUGUUAUCUCGCAGCGCGCAGGCGGGCACCGCAGACGAGGGGAGAGCAGCAGAGAGUCUCCGGCCGCUCACAAGCAUGGAUGUGUCGGCCAGCUGCGAAUGAAGGGGUGAUUCUUGGACCAGACAGGAUAUUAAAGAUCUCCACCUAACCUCAGGCCAUGGAGGAACACCAGGAGAUGGCCAGCUGGGUCUCCUUGUUCCCCCUUUCAGCACUGAUCCCCAUCACCAUCAUCUGCAUUCUGCUCUUCUGUGUUGGUGUCUGCGGGAACACCAUGACGAUUCUGAUCAUUCGGAGGUACAAGGACAUGAAGACCACCACCAACCUCUACCUGUCGAGCAUGGCCGUCUCUGACCUGAUCAUCCUGCUCUGCCUCCCCUUUGACCUCUACCGUCUCUGGAAGUAUUACCCCUGGAUUUUCGGCGAGGUUAUUUGUCGACUCUUCCAUUACAUCAAUGAGGGGUGCACGUAUGCCACCAUCCUGCACAUCACGGCCCUGAGCAUCGAGAGGUACCUGGCCAUUUGCUUUCCUCUUAAGGCCAAAGUAUUUGUAACCAGGCGGCGAGUGAAGUACGCCAUAGUACUGCUGUGGACCUUGGCGCUCUCCUCUGCUGCUCCCAUGCUUUUCCUUUUUGGAGUUCAGUUUGAAAAUAGCACUCACCCAGAUGCUGAACACAGAGAGUGCAAGUACACUGCGCACGCCCUCAGCUCCGGGCUCCUCGACACCAUGAUUUGGAUGUCUACUCUCUACUUCAUCAUCCCCAUGACCUGCUUAACUUUCUUGUAUGGAUCCAUAGGCUGGAAACUGUGGAGGAGCAAGACUCAGGUUCAGGGUCCGCAUGCUGCUAACCGGGAAAGAUACCACAAGCAAACAGUCAAAAUCCUGGCUGUUGUCGUCUUGGCCUUUGCCAUCUGCUGGCUGCCCUUCCACAUCGGCAGAUACCUCUUCAUGCACGUUCAGAGCUACUACGAGAUGACACUGAGCCAGUAUUUCAACAUGGUGUCAAUGCACCUCUUCUACCUGAGUGCUUCUAUCAACCCUGUCCUUUACAACCUCAUGUCCAACAGAAGAACCUGAAUUACAAUCACGAGUCCAAGAAGAACUGCUCCUGCUGGUUGCAACACUCUGAAGAGGCACACAAUGGUAUACACACUCAAAGAGGAUCCUCGGUUUUGUAGUGAGCCACCAUAGGUGCAAAAACUCAAUCCUGAGAGGCCAUUCUGGUCAACUGGGCAAAGACAGCCAGAUCUGAAACUGAACCUCUAACAGUGUAGCUCUUGAGACCUUAA